AUGAGAAUAAAUUUACGUGUCCUGUCUUCAGCCGCGGCGAUUGCAAUAACAUGUGCCGUAUCUGCAGCUGCUUAUUUUUAUAAAAGUCGCAUCACAGAAAUAAACGAAGUGAUGGUGUUUUGCAAACUACAAUACAACGCCUAUAAUUACUUUGACAAACUUUUAAGUUUCAUUGAUGCUGCGACGAAGAGCGUUAAUGUAUGUAUGCCAGGAAUUCACAAUCCCGCCAUUCAGGGACGCCUGGUACAGUUAAUAAAGAAGAAAAACAUCAAGGCGAGAAUAAUUAUUGAUCGGUCUGGUUACAAUAAGUCUACAGAAUUUUUCAUAAAGGAGCUUAUUGACGCUGGGGCGGAAAUAAAAUGCGAAAAGAAUGAUGCGGUAUUUACAAUGCAACAUAAGUUUUGUUUAAUUGAUGACAGGAUUCUCAUGACUGGAACGCUGAAUUGGGGCAACGACCGUUCAUGCGACCACUGGAACUAUGUGUAUAUAACUAGCAAACUGCUCCUGGUUGAUCCAGUGAGAAAAGAGUUUUACAGAAUGUGGGAAGAGUUCAGUAGUGAUUUACUUCGUAAACCGUAUUCAGAAUACACAACGAAUGACAGUGACGCGGAAACUGUAGAAAUCGUAAAUCCAGAAGAGAACACCGAUGAAAGUGGUGACUUCGAGUCGGUCGUGCGCGCCCCUACCAUAGACAAUACAGAGUUGACACCUAAUAUAGAUGCCCUCAUAUUUUAA
Messenger RNA from Papilio machaon (common yellow swallowtail), 735 nucleotides. RefSeq names its product mitochondrial cardiolipin hydrolase. Gene Ontology annotation, cellular component: mitochondrion. Gene Ontology annotation, biological process: piRNA processing. Bases 1 to 735 code for a protein of 244 amino acids. The transcript is spliced from 2 exons. The record is from RefSeq and is a predicted model, not a curated record. Gene Ontology annotation, molecular function: RNA endonuclease activity producing 5'-phosphomonoesters, hydrolytic mechanism. Lineage: Eukaryota; Metazoa; Arthropoda; Insecta; Lepidoptera; Papilionidae.